AUGGCCACAGAAGCAAUGAAAAAAUUCAAUGAAGAUUCUGCUGCUGCCGCUGCGGAGGCCUCUAUUAGCAAGCCUAAGAAGGCUAUGCCCAAGAAGCCUGCGCACAAGCCUAGUUCCUCAGCCAUGCCCUCAUGGCCAAGCUCUUCAAAGCCCUCACGGCAUAUCCCUCAAGCAGCUCAAGUCCCUACUGUUGCAAAACCGUCAGCUGCUGCUGCAAAGUCCUCGACACCUAUGCACCUCGCCUCUUGCCAAAGGAUAGCUGGGAUAUCAAUUGCUUCAGGAGCAUCUGCAAAACAUGCCAGCACCGCUGAUGAAGAUCAGGCUGCAGAAGAAAAUGAGAGCACCAGGGCUGAUGAAGGCAUCCCAGCCGCUGAAGAAACUGCCAGGGCAACCUCCAGUGUUGCGCCUGAUGACCAACCCAGGCCAGUUGAAGCAUCUACUACUAAUCCUGAUGAAACUGAUCAUGCCAGGGAAACUGCAUCAGUUGUGCCUGAAGAAACUGCACCAAAGUCCUCUGCUCCUUCUGCACAAACAACAAGUCCUACCCUUCCUUUUGCAUCGGGAGCGAAGAAACCCAAAUCUGCAGAGCGAGCAGCUAUGAAGAAAAGGAAAGCAUCUGCAUCCUGA
Messenger RNA from Aegilops tauschii subsp. strangulata, 627 nucleotides. The record is from RefSeq and is a predicted model, not a curated record. NCBI's taxonomy places the organism in Eukaryota, Viridiplantae, Streptophyta, Magnoliopsida, Poales, Poaceae.